Messenger RNA from Naegleria fowleri, 414 nucleotides. RefSeq lists its product as uncharacterized. Lineage: Eukaryota; Heterolobosea; Eutetramitea; Acrasida; Naegleriidae. The coding region runs from base 1 to 414 and encodes 137 amino acids. Gene Ontology annotation, cellular component: membrane. The transcript has a single exon. The record is from RefSeq and is a predicted model, not a curated record.
AUGUACAAACGAAAGGAGGGUGUGUAUGCAAAUCCAAAAGAUGUUCGAGUUGCUGUUGUUGAGAAAAACAAAUCAUCCACUGAGACACCACUCGAUGAUCCUUCUAGUAUGACGAAUCGAAUGAAGAGAAUUCAUGCGAAUGAUUUGGAGAAUAUUUUACCAUUCUUUUUGGUGACAGUUCCAUAUGUGUUGGUGAGCUCGUUGCAAGUUUCAAGUGUCACAUCGCCACAAUAUGCCAUUUGGGAUUCUGUCAUUGGAAAUGUGUUAAUGUUUAGCUUUACUCUGUCGAGAUAUUUGUACUUUGUGGCUUAUUGGAGAGCAUGGCAACCGUGGAGAUCAUUGAUUUGGUUCUGGGGAGUCCUCACAACAAUUUUGAUCGGUAUUUACACGAUCGUUUGCCUUUAUGUGUUGUAA